AUGCGCUCGCACCCGUACACGCCCCCACCGCCCCUCCCGUCCGUCCUCGACGAGCUCGCCGCCCUCGCGCCGCUGCCGAACCAACGUCCUCGCCGCGCCUCCUUCGACGACGCCGCCUCCGCCACCGCCGCCGCCCCCUCAGACAUACCCCUCGAGGCCCUCGACCCCGAAACGAGCCAGUUGCUGCCGGCAAGGAAACGGAGGCACAGGGUGCGCAUACAGGGCAAGCUGGCACUCGUCAGGAGCAUAUCGACGGCGAACCUAUCGGGCAAGGCUGCGGCGCAGGCGUCGGGCAGGGCGGGCGGGAGUCUCGAGGGGAAGCGCAGCGGGGAGGACGAGGAGCUGUCGCAGACGAGUGAUACGGAGGAGGAGGCUCGGGAGGUUGCCGUGCGGGAUCAGCAGCUACGGGGGUACGGGAUUGGCGGGGCGGGCAAUAUCCGUGAGGCGGCCGACGGAGGUGUAUGGACUGUCGAGGCCAUCGGAAGGGUCUUCGACGAGUGGUGCGGACCGGGGACUGAGGAAUUUGCGGCAUCUGAUCGGGCGCAUGGGGGACCUUAA
Molecule: messenger RNA, 558 nt
Organism: Verticillium dahliae VdLs.17
Lineage: Eukaryota; Fungi; Ascomycota; Sordariomycetes; Glomerellales; Plectosphaerellaceae
Exons: 2
Coding region: 1-558 (185 amino acids)
Source: RefSeq, a predicted model, not a curated record